AGAGUCAGUAAAAAAACUACUUUAGUUACUUGUUUUCUGUAGUAAAAAACAGGACUGAAUAUUGUGAUUUCAUGUAUGCACCACCUACUAAGAAUGCUUGACAUUUAGUCAACUUGUGGUCGGUUUUUUUGUUUUUGUUUUUCUUUUAGGUACAGGUUGUUUCCAGAUCUCCUGGGGCCAACUGUCAUUAACUACUCUGGUAUAAAAGAGCCUGACAUAAUUUCUAGCCUUAAUCACAAAAGGUGGUAAAUACUUUAUACCUAAUUCUCACAACGAAUCUGCAUGCAUACAUUAUUGCCUGUAAGACAGACAGCUGUAAAGGACCAUGACCAACUGAACUGAGAUUUGUACAUUUUAUCAUUGUCAGCUACUUGAGCUCUUCAUACGUGAAAAAGUAGCAAAGCAGAUCUUUGACAGUAUUCGGAUGAUAGAAGAGACUGACAGAAGUCGUGGUAGAAUGAAAACUAAAGCUGUUGUGCUUUUUGCUUGUGUCAUCUUCAUGGUUUUUCUUAUAGUUGAAAUCGGGUGUGCUCCAAAGGGUAAAACCAUAGUGAGAAACUGGGGCCCACAAUCAAUUCUAUAUCUCAAAGGACGCUAUGGCAGGAGAUACACCUCUGAAAAGGAUGAACAGUACUACAAGCUUAACCUGGAGGACUUCAGCGCAUUUUUAAAAAGCUGUGUUCAAAACCACUGAACAUCCUGAAAAUCAGAAGAUUUAAAGCCCAAAGCAUGGAUGUUAGAUGCUUGGAAUAAAUCAAAGCUUUCCUUUGUUUGCUACAAACAUCUCAUUCUGAGAAACAAUAAUAAAUAUUUUAACUGAAUGUUAAUACUGCAGAUGUCACAGUGUAAGUCUCUUUAAGAUAUGCAUGCAUUAUAUCAUCUUGUUCCAAGAGAAAUCUUCAUUAAACUUACAUUUGAAAGUUAAUAAAACUAAAUGCUUGCUAAUACAACUCAUCUUGUUUUCUUUUUCCUUACACUAUAUGAAAGAUAUGACAUAAACUUAAAAGCUUGUAUGUACCUUUAUAAUUUUCUUAGUUGUCUGCGAAAAGCAGCAGAGCUCAAAACGUAAGCAUUUUUUGGCUCUUCUUAGAGAACCUGUCACCUGUCAAUAUUGUGAUGCUACAAUAUUCAUCUAACUUCAUGAACUAUUUUUAGCUUCUCCCUGUGUCUGAGCCUAUCACUCUUCCGUACCAGUCUGCCAAAGAUAAUGAGGUGUC
Phasianus colchicus (ring-necked pheasant) is the source of this 1217-nucleotide messenger RNA. Lineage: Eukaryota; Metazoa; Chordata; Aves; Galliformes; Phasianidae. The record is from RefSeq and is a predicted model, not a curated record.